Molecule: messenger RNA, 1812 nt
Organism: Thecamonas trahens ATCC 50062
Lineage: Eukaryota; Apusomonadida; Apusomonadidae
Product: bax Inhibitor family protein
Exons: 3
Coding region: 1-1812 (603 amino acids)
Cellular component (GO): membrane
Source: RefSeq, a predicted model, not a curated record
AUGUCGUCGUCGUCGUCGUCGUCGUCGUCAUCGUCGAAGGCAGCGGCAGCAGCAGCGGCAGCGGCGGAAGCAGAGGCGUCAAAGACGGCAGAGUCCAUGAGCUCGGCAUCGGCAGGCUCCAAGUCUACAUCGUACACGCUGGACGAGGCGACGUCGACGGAUUCGGCGGAGGAUUCGGCGGCGGCAGCGGCGGCUGAGGCCAAGGCCGCGGCGGCGGCGAAGCAGGUGCAGCGGCAGCGCGAACAGGCUGCGGUCCGGGCAGCGCUGACCUCGAUCUACACGUACCCGCCACGGCCGGGAACCAAGUAUCGUGAGCGGCGCAAGUGGAUUGAGGCCAACCGCGAGGUUGUGGUGACCAAUGCCGAGACCGACAAGGAGAAGGAACUGCCGCCUGGUACCACAGGCGGCGUCGCUGGCGCCGCGACCGCGGAUGAGGUGGCGGCAAGCACCUGCUCAGCGUCCGAGUCGGAGGCAUAUGCCGACUCGAACGACGAGAGCAACGGAUAUGGCGAGUAUGAUGGCUAUUAUGACUAUGACAGCUAUGACGGCUACUACGACGACUACGAUUACUCGGACCUGGGCUAUGCGUACAGCGACGACGAUGUGGAGGCUGCAAUGGCGAACACAAUCAUCAGCGCUAUGGCCGAGGCGGACGGCGGCAUCGGCGUCAUGGGCGCCACCGGCGCCACGGGCGACAUCGGCACCAUCGGCGCCACGGGCGACACGGGCGCCAUCGGCAUCGGCAUGGCGGCCGACACUACCACCAUCGCCCUGUGCAUCAUCGCCACAAGCGGCACCGGCGCGACGGACGGAAAGAACCCGAACAAGCUGCCGCGCGACUUGUUCACUCGCCCGCGGUCGGCGUGGUCGGUGAACGACAAAUCGUUCUACCGACGCGUCUACCUGGUUGUGGUCAUGCAGCUUGCAGUGGUAGCAGUCAUGGGUUCGAUAUUCUUCCACUCGCCGGGUGUGCACGAGUGGAUCCAGGAGCGGUGGUGGCUGCUGUACGUGAACCUCGCGCUCUCGAUCGGGGUGCUCCUGAUGUGGUUCUGCUGCUUUGCCUAUACACCUGUCAUCUCGCACCUGCUCUUCUCGCUCUUCACGAUACUAGACGCGGCACUCAUCGGGUUCAUUGCAGCGUUCUACGACUCGUCGCUGGUGCUGCAGGGCGUGCUGGUGACCGGCAUUGUGUUUGUAGUCCUCACGCUGGUCACCUUCAACACACGGUACGACUUUUCGCAGUGGGGCUCGAUGCUCUCGGCCAUGCUCAUCAUCCUCAUUUUCGGCUCGAUUGUGCGCAUGUUCUUCCCAGGCAACUCGCUGCUUGGGUUUGUGCUCACCAUGCUCGGCGUGUUUGUCUUUUGCGGCUACAUCAUGUACGACACAUGGAAGCUGCGGUUCUUCUACACACCGGACGAGUAUCUGUUUGCCGCAAUGGACCUGUAUCUCGACAUCACCCGGCUGUUUGUGUACAUCAUGGAGCUGUGUGGCGAAAUGACGUUCCCGUCGACUACAAACGUCAACAUCUCGCGCCAGUACCGCGGUCUCAACGGCAUCGGAACCGACGGCUGCUGCUGCUGCGGCAAUGCGGCGUGUGACGAGGGCUGCGGACCGGUAGUCAUCGACCGGCUCUCCAUCAUCUGCAACUGCUGCGAGUGUUCGUACUUGGCCUGCUGCACCGAUGUCUGCUCCGACCCGUCCGGCUCGCUCCAGCCGCUCUGCGACUGCCUCGACUGCUUCGUCCAGGUCUUUGCCUACCUCAUCAUGCACUGCUGCGAGCUCGGCUGCCUCGUUGUCGAGGCCUUUGCGUAG